AUGUCCUAUAGCCCCUGGAACAGAUGUCCUCUUUCUGGCGCGGUCGAAAAUCUCGCGAGAAUACAACUCAUUCCAGACUCGGUUGUCGACGAGGACGAAAUUCAGGUAGCCCGCAUGGAAUGGUACUGGGGCUUGAAGCGAGGCGGAUUGCUGUACUAUCUCGCCGAACCACAUAAUUAUAUCUACCUCCGCCACGAUAUCGCUGAAUUAUAUGCGCGGUUUGAGUUCUUGCUUGCGCCCACCUUCAAGACACACCUGGAUAUCAUAGAGUUUCGUAAACGCGCUGGUGUUAUGGACCGUACGGUGGGAGAUGCAUCCUGCCGCCGCCCAUUGACAGCUCUCUCGCCCAAGGGUCGCCUCUAUAGAUAUGCACUCGUCCCCUUCACCGACGCGGCACGCAAGCUGCAAGAGGAACUGCAGUUAACAUCUCAAACAGAAGAGGAUCUGGCGUACGGACUUCACCCAGUGUCGCGGACUCCGUGGGCCAGAGGCUGCGAAGCCUUUCCGGUCGUCGAAUGCUACGCUCAUCCAUACUCCGUCAGCACCCUCGCCGAGCAAAUCUUUGAGUAUCGUAGACUCGGCACGCGCAUCACGGCAGAGUAUUCCCUCACUACUCUUGACAUCGUUCGACAAUGGUCCGAGGAGGGCAUACAACCUCCAGAAUGGUUCGUCGAAGCUCCUGGUAUGGACGAGGACGACCAGACGUUGGGUGGAUCCCAGGCCGACGGCUACGAUGUUAGCAUCGCCACACAAUCGGACGCCACCCCAACACCUGACAACACCCGAAAGCGCAAGGUUCGCGACGACGAUGACUUCACGGACGGGGUUACCAAGUGGGCUCGAGGCGUGGAUCCGAAGUCAAAGCCACUCGAGCAGCCUCCGAGGCCACCCUCCCCAAUCCCCGUCCGUCGCUCCGAACGUCUCCUGAAACGCGCCUAUCCGGAUGGGAACCCACCUCCCGUCUACAGACCGGAUUCUCCUGUGCGCAAAGCGCCAUGGCCGACAGCCUUCGGUCAGGAUCCAAUCGGCCACCCUCCUGCGUGGACGAGGCGUAACGGUCGAUUUCCGACGCGGAGCUUUUCAAGCAAUGAUUGGGCUUAUUUCUGUCGCGGCGUCGCUCUUGCAGCCCCUGGAGUGUCCUAG
Molecule: messenger RNA, 1143 nt
Organism: Schizophyllum commune H4-8
Lineage: Eukaryota; Fungi; Basidiomycota; Agaricomycetes; Agaricales; Schizophyllaceae
Exons: 4
Coding region: 1-1143 (380 amino acids)
Source: RefSeq, a predicted model, not a curated record